CGCCCCCGGAGCUCGGGGGCGCGCACGAAGCAGGAAACGCGGACACCUGUCGACUCUGACACGUUAAACCUCAAAACAGUAAAAACAUUUUGGAUGUUUGUGUGAAUGAUGUUAGCACAGCGUGUUGUUUUGUCGUUGAGCUUGGAUUGUGCGCGCUCCCGAGCGAGCGSGCACAAACUCUUUCGGGGAUAAUUACUUCGGCUCCACACCUGCACCUCCUGGGAGCUGAAGGGAAGGAGAAAUCACCGUCUUUAAAGGAGGGAGUGGGUCGACAGGGAGGAGAAACGAGGAGGAGGUAACGGAUACUGGUCGUGGUUGACAAAUACAGUCGGUGAAGUCGCUCGGAGCGUCAGUUUCUUGUCUUUUUGUUGCGUUUUUCCUGUCAGGAAUAUUCAGGAMCAUCGGGCGGAAAACACAGCGGAGUGUCCAGCAGCAACAGAAGCCUCCUCUCAAUGCAACAUUAACCAGGUUGGACCGGUUCUGCUGCCCCCGACGGUUCUGGGUAAAGACACGAUGCCGGGGGCUCCUGAUCUCAUCAACCUGGGCUUCCUGUCGGACUCGGAGCGGGAAAUGAUCCUGGAGGUGCUGCGGCGAGACGAGGAGCUGAGGCUGGCAGAAGAGCAGCGCGUACGGAAGCUGAAGACGGAGUUACUGGAAGUCAAGAGGAAAGGAGCCAAACACGGCGGUGGAAAAUACAGCGAGCACAGCUGCGGCCGAUGCCAGGAGCCUCUGAGUCGCCUGACCGUUUUCUCCAACCGCUGUCAGAUGUGCAAUCACUUCGUGUGCCGGAACUGCCAGAGCUUCCUGCCCAGCGGCUCCUGGCUGUGCAGCGUGUGCACCAAAGAAUCUGAGUUGAAGAAGAGGACAGGUGAUUGGUUCUACAGUCGAAGGAUCAACCGGUUCUCUGCAGCUCCUGGACAUGACCUGGUGAGGGUCUCCCUGAAAAGGAAGACACCCAUGAAAAAGCGUGAGACGAUGGGAGAAGUGAUCUUAAGAAAUGAAAAACCUCCAGAUCCUUUCAGGCCGGUGCCUCUGCCUCGACAGAAGGUUCUGCCAGUUAACACGAGUCAGUCAAGUGAGACCCCAGGAUUCGUUGCGUCAAGGGAAACCGUUGAGUCAAAGAGUGAUGACGUCUCUUCAAAGCCAGCGCUCUGCAGCACGGAGUCUUUAGAAAACACCUCUGUUGGUGGAAGAACUGAGACUGAAUCUGGUCGCACCAGUCCUGAGCAACCGAGCGUUGCAGGAUCCGAUGUCUCCAGUCUGACUGUUCCAGUCAAAGCAGACCCUGAAGUGAAAUCAGCUGAUCUGAGCCUGGAGCUGGAAGUCGACAGGCUCUUUAAGAAAAGCAUCAAACGAGCCCCAAAACCUGCAGAGUGUUUAUCAACACUUGACCUUCGUGACGCACCAGAAGCUUCGAUGGGCAACAGGAGCCGCUCUGUGCCUGGCUUAGACCUUCAGGAGGAUGAAGAUGAAGACGAAGAUAUUGACCGCUUGGUGAGCUUUCACAAGAUGACGAUGGCGAGGAGCUCGUCCAGCCUGCAGAGCUCAAAGAGCACGCUGGGCAGCCUGACGAGCAUUUACAGCGACUCAGGAGACUUUGACAGCGUGGAGGUGAGCGGUGACGUCGUCUUCUCUGUGAGCUACGACGAGCACACUCAGAGCCUUCAGGUCUUCAUCAAGGAGUGUCACGAGCUGGCCUUCGGUGARGCUUCACGCCAGCUCUCCAACCCUUACGUAAAAUGUUAUCUGCUCCCUGAUAAAUCCCGUCAGAGCAAGAAAAAGACCACCAUCAAGAAAAAGACCAUCAACCCCGUCUACAACGAAACGUUAAAGUAUUCAGUCAGUCGCUCUCUGCUGGCCACUCGCUCGCUGUUGAUCUCCGUUUGGCACCACGGCCGUCUCAGCAGAAAUACGUUUUUGGGUGAAGUGGAAGUUCCUCUGGACCUGAGAGACCUGGACUCACCGAGUGAGGACCGCCUGCGUCUCAUGGGGAAGGCUGGUUCUUCUGCUCAACCUUCAGCUUUCUCUCAGCACAAAGGAGAGCUCGUGAUCUCACUGAAGUACAUCACGCCUAAAAACACGACAGCCGAGAAAACCAAAGGUAAAAAAUCAGCGUCUGAUGAAGGAGAGCUUCAUGUUCUCAUUAAGGAGGCGAAGAACUUGGUGGCGAUAAAAGGAGGCACGUCCGACAGCUUUGUGAGAGGGUACUUGUUUCCAGCAAAGGCAAAGAAUGCAAAGAGGAAGACCCCGGUGGUGAAGAAGAACCUGAACCCUCAGUACAACAGCACGUUUGUGUAUAAAGACGUGACUCUGGAGGAGCUGAGGGGGGCGUGUCUGGAGCUGACGGUGUGGGACAGAGAGGCCAUGCUGAGCAACGAGUUCCUGGGAGGAGUCCGCCUCAGCUCAGGAAAAGUCGCUGUAAAAACAGGAAAAGAGGAAGUGGAGCUGGAUUCUGUCGGAGAGGAAAUGAGUCUGUGGCAGAAGAUGAUGCAGUACCCUGACUCAUGGGCAGAGGGCACUCUGUCGCUGCGAUGCACCAUGGGUAAACCCACAGACAAAUGAAGGACGGAUCCGACACGUGGAGAAGGUUUUGUUACAUUUUCCUCAAGGUUGCCUUGAAUGUUCUGUUCGCUCAAUAAAAGUUAAAUAAACUCUAA
This is a messenger RNA of Austrofundulus limnaeus, 2657 nucleotides long. RefSeq names its product synaptotagmin-like 4 (gene sytl4). The record is from RefSeq and is a predicted model, not a curated record. Gene Ontology annotation, molecular function: small GTPase binding; neurexin family protein binding. Gene Ontology annotation, biological process: intracellular protein transport; exocytosis. Gene Ontology annotation, cellular component: exocytic vesicle; plasma membrane. Lineage: Eukaryota; Metazoa; Chordata; Actinopteri; Cyprinodontiformes; Rivulidae.